CGACGAUUUCGAACGGUCGCUCGCCUAGAAUCAACCUCCGAGCUCGACUUUCCAAGGGAAUCCUUCAUCUCCGGCGAGAAUCUGAUAACUGGAGCCAUCGCGCGUAGGAUGAUCGAUAGAGAAUGCUAUUUGCUCUUCUGUAUCAUUAUAUUCAUGAUUGCUGUGCCUUGCUAUACCCAUGAAAGGUUUGAUGGAAAAACUUUAUAUGCUGGGAAGGAGCUGUGGAAGGAGACUCUGCCAUUACAAUCUGGAUCUCGUGUUUACAAAUUAGAAGGGAUUAAAUCAAAUUCUUGGUAUGAAGUCAAGAUCUCGUACCCAGCUUCUAUCCCGGCUCUGUUCUCUCUGCAACUGUUGAGGAAUGGUGAAGUGGGGUUGAAGGUUAACCAGAUGAGGAGACUACUCAACACUGAGAAGUUGAUCUUCAAGUCCGAAAGUUUUGAAAACAAGGAGGGAUUGCAUGUUUUGGUGACGGUUGAACCUGAAGGAAUCGUAGCUAUACCUAAUUUCAAAGAACGGUCUUCCAUCAUUUACAAUAUAGUUUGUGAAGAACAGCUACUAGGCAUCGCAUACUCAUGCUGGUCAGUGGUGGUUUUAGUAGUAUUGUGUCUGGUGGUUGCGCUGAUUCUUCCCCGGUUUCUUCCAUCUCAUCUUCUAAUCAAAGAUGGAGAUCGUGACCGUUAAAUAAUAAUAUCAAGAGGUAGCGUACGGUUUAAUAUCUUGUUUCUCUUUACAUAUAUGUUUUGUUACCUCUGAUGGCUUCUCGAUGCUUAUUCAUCCAACUCGGUUUGGAUUCAGUUGUAUUAUAUUGGAUAUGAGUUAGGUGUUUUGGAUAAUUUGACUCUUUGAAUAAUUCGACAUGUUUUUUGAGUAAUUUUAUGAAAUUCUGUUUAUCCAA
Messenger RNA from Brassica rapa (field mustard), 895 nucleotides. RefSeq lists its product as uncharacterized. The record is from RefSeq and is a predicted model, not a curated record. NCBI's taxonomy places the organism in Eukaryota, Viridiplantae, Streptophyta, Magnoliopsida, Brassicales, Brassicaceae.